This is a messenger RNA of Homalodisca vitripennis (glassy-winged sharpshooter), 6718 nucleotides long. It is a transcript of the gene Tes, whose product is annotated as testin. Gene Ontology annotation, molecular function: zinc ion binding. NCBI's taxonomy places the organism in Eukaryota, Metazoa, Arthropoda, Insecta, Hemiptera, Cicadellidae. The coding region runs from base 214 to 2238 and encodes 674 amino acids. The transcript is spliced from 12 exons. The record is from RefSeq and is a predicted model, not a curated record.
AUUUUUGGCAACCCUGCCCUUCACAUCAUCAUCACAGUAUCACACUAUUCAUCAAUUUAAUUUAUCACUAUUUUCAGUAUUCGGUGGUGUGAGUCAUUUUGAAUGUGACUGUCAAAGCCUAGGAAAGGUUUUUGUGAAAUUGACAAAGGCAAGAGUGAGGCUAUACUUCAUAGGAUUACUUGUGACUAUUCUAAACAAUUGAAACUGAGAAAAAUGGAAGAAGAGUCAUCUACCACUCCUCCUGUGUGGAUGAUAGAUCUGGAGAAGAGACUUGAAAAUAUUAAACAGCAUAGGAAAUUGGGUCACGAGGUCGGCGCUGGUUCUAAAUGCCUCAAGUGCUUGGAUGCUUGUCCUGGGCUGGAGUUGCACUAUUGGAGGAAAAGAUGUAUAAGCUGCAAGUGUAAAAAAGAGGAUCAUGAUGUUCCACCAAAUGAAAAUGACCUUCGUUUUGAAAUAUUGUUGUACAAAGAUCCCCAAAAUAAUGCCAAACAAUCCAGACCCGCAAAAACAGAGUUACUUCAUAUCAUGACAAAAAUACCAAAAACUAAAACUGAUGACCUGAAAACUAUUCUAAAUGAGACUGGACCAACAGAUAAGACUUUGUGGUUUGACUGGGUCCCCCCACACGUAUCUAAGGAGUUGGCUGCAGAGUACAUGGUUCAACUCCCAGUGAACAAAAUGCCGAUCAGCAGUUCCGUUGGAGCAGUACAGCGCAAUCUACAGCUUGCCAAGCAGAUUCCGCUUCAUGAUAUUGAUCCAUCAGUCUGGCACAAACUACCUGCAGAAGCACAAGCUGGAUUUCAGAAGUACUUACAAAAUAUUCGAGAUAAUGUAGUUGGACAAGGAAGAGUCCUAAAGGUUUGUCAUAAGCAGUAUGUAGCAGAAAGUUCUGAUCAAAACUUACAGCAACCUCAACAAUCGAAAAAUGUCAGGCAUGACCAGAGCUUUCAAACCAACAUGCCGCAAUCACCGCAAAUAAUCAAUAAGUUCCCAGGAACGAACCAACAAGAGGAUAAUGCCCGUUAUUUAGACUUUAGGAAUCGUAACUUGCAGCCAGUGUGGAAACCUGUGAGUCCCAGGGUUCCAGUAGUCAUGAGACCUAAGCCACUGCUGGCAGAAAUCUCCAAUUUGCUGCCUCCAAAGUGUUUGGACCCUACACCAAGAUUUCCUGCUCCUCUAGAUGAUCCCUCAUUCCUAGACAAUGAAAAGAAUGGAGUGAAUGAUCUAACAAGAGCUCUGGCAGCAUCGCAUAUCACCAAUCCCGAUGUGCAAAAUGCAGAUUCUAAAUGUGAAGAAGAUAAAAUAAACAAAGCCUUGUCUCCCAACCCUGAUGAUAAAUCAUCAUCCCGUGAAGAGGCAACCACUACUCCAUCUAAUCCUUCAGGCAGCUUUGGAGACAAUAUUGGUGAAAAUCGUGACAAUGUCCAAGACAAGUCAUCAGUUUUGGGUCAGAAUCAGCCGUAUCAGUUGAAUACACAGUAUGGCUUUGAUAGCCAUCCGACAGGCUAUGUGCCCAGAACAAAUGUUCCUGCAAACAAACCGUCCGAUGGCAGAAGCCAACUGCCUCCGAGUGUUCCGAGAUACGUCAGAAUCACACAACAAGAUGAGGAUUUAAGAAAUGCCAAUAAGCAAAUGGAGAAUUCCCUGGCCUGCGCUCAGUGUCAUGAACCAAUACUAACGGGCUCGGUGGCAGUGGUAACUGAUCGGGCUGGACCUGGAGUGGCAUGGCACCCCCAGUGCUUUGUGUGCAAUACAUGCAAUGAGUUAUUGGUAGAUCUAAUCUACUUUUUCCAUAAGAACAAAGUGUAUUGUGGACGCCAUUACGCAGAUAUAAAGAAAAUCCCCCGAUGCCAUGCUUGUGAUGAGCUCAUCUUCGUUAAUGUGUACACUAUGGCCGAAGACAAGGCUUACCACGUGGGACACUUCUGUUGCGCUGAGUGCGAAGUUGAACUCGGAGGGAUGAAAUAUGUUCUCUCUGAAGACCAAACUAUCUGCCUGCCAUGUUAUGAAACCAAAUACUGCAAGAAGUGCCAAAGCUGUGGAAAGAUCAUCAAGCCUGACGAACAAGGAGUUACCAUAAUGGACAUGCAUUGGCAUGCUACCGGAACAUGCUUCCACUGCAACAGUUGUGGCAAUUCUCUGAUAGGUUCAAGAGUUGUACGCAGAGGAGGCACUCUCUACUGCUCAAGAGAUUGUUCGGUGUCAGCUAUGGAUGAUGUUAGCUACAGAGCUAUGUAAGUUUGUAUUGUAAUGCGAGUAAAGUGAUUUUACCUUUUAUGUGCUUUUAUAAAACUCCAACUUUUUACAUGUGUCCAUUAAAACAUGUAUAUUUAUAUCUACUAUUUCUUAUGUUAGUUUGUAUUAAGUAAUUUUCUCCUAUUUUUUGACUAGCUUAUUUAGAAUUAGCAACAAAAAUGAACAAAGGUUAUUAAUUUUGCGAACAAUUUCACUCCCUUGCUGACAAGUCACGUCGAAUUUGUGAUUCAAGAAUUUGUUAGCAUUUAAAAUAUAACAUGUAGCCAUUUUGACAUUAACCCUUUUAGGACUGGAAAUUUUCAUAUUUUUCCCACCUAAAAGACCAUGCAGAAUUGUAGUAGUUCAUAAAGUAAAAUUGACUGAAAAAAUCUACUGGACUAAUAGAUCUACUGAAUUGAUUUGUUUGAGCAUUUUUCUUUGUAAAAACUAGGGAAAAACAAAAAAUGUAUAUAUUUUGUGAAAAGUUUACAAACAUUUCAAAAUAUUUCUUUAAAAUGUAGUAUUUGUUUCAUAAAAAAUGUUUAAAUAGUAAAAAUAUGUAGCAUUUGAAAUAAAUGCACUCAUAUUUACGGUUAAAAUGUUUUUUGAGAUUACAAGUUAUUUUAACAAUUCAUCAAAAUGUUCAUACAAAAGUAAUAUAAGAAUAUAUAAUUAUUUUAAGAAUAAUAAAUUCAAAUCAAAUCAAAAGAUCCUUAUUACAAUUUUUUUCAAUACUCCUUAUUUCUUAUUCAGUUGGGUACCCUCCUAUCAACCCUGACUUAAACACACACUGACUUAAUGACUGUGGUUGAUGGUACCUCAGUCAUUUUAUCAAGCACUUUAUCAUCUACGUCAACGUCAAUUAAUUAUUAUCAUUAAGCAAUGAAAAAUAAGCUUAAAUGCCAUAAUCACAGAUUCGGUACUAUGCCGGUCCACGUACUGAUUAAUUGAUAGAGAUGGAGAGUCAGAGAAAUGGGUUGGGAAAGGGAACCAUUCCUGUUUAUAUAGGAACACAGUGCGGGCAAUAUCGAUGUCAAGAAAUUCAAACCAACCCCGAGCCAACUAAAACCGGAUUUUAAAAUAAAAUUCUUAAAUUGUAUUACCAAUAUAUUGGUGAUUGGUCUUUUUAGCCUAAACCUAAACAUAAUAAUAUAUGGGUUGUUGUUUCCUAAAAGGGUUACUAUACUUUUUAUAACAAUAUAUAGUGAAGCUAAUUAGGUAAAUUUUUACUUAAUUAGAUUGUACUCUUAUGUCUUAUAUAACAUACCAUGUUAAAUAUGCUAAUUUGAUACUAUAAUUAAUUGUAUAAGAUAACACACAGUGUACCACUAUUAUUAAACUUGACAAAUUUAUUAUUAUUGUUAUAUUUUUUAUUUUGUGCAAUGUCCACUGCCAUAUUUUUCUACAUAGGUACUGUAAUAAUGUAUAACUCAAGAGCCUAGGAACUGUUUUGCUAUGUAGUGUAUCAUCUUGUAGUGUGUCACUUUUAUAAGGUGAGAUAAUUAUGAUUGUGGUCAGGUAUUAUCUACUCUUUAUGUUCAUGUCAAGUAUUAGGGCCAGUUUCUAUUUCUUGUGCUUAUAAUGGGUGUUUACUGGAUUUCUAGACAAUGGCAGUUAUUCUAUAGCUACAUAUUAUUUUGGAAUUUUUAUUGACUGUAUACAUUCAUAAUUAUUUCUUAGGUUUAGGAAAAUAUGUGAAUACAUAUUAUUAAUAGAAUAUUUAUAUGAAGUUACCUAAAUGGAGGUAGUUCAGUUCAUUCAUUUAUAUCUUAUGUAUUAUUUCAUAUUUUUAAUAUAGAUAGUUUCAUGAAUAUUUUCACAGGUAAAUAAAAUAUUACAUCUCCAUUGAAUUUCAUGUGUAUAGACUGUCAUAGACAUAUCAGUUUAAGUGAAAUCUAGUAAUUAAUAAUAAAUUCCAACAUAGUUGCCAAUUUGAGAAUAGUCUUUUUUAUUGUGAUAAAGAAAGUCUGCUAGUCUGUAAGUUAUAAAAUUGAUUCUUAUAAAUUAAUGUAAAGGUUGCCCAAAUGUUGUGUUAUUGCUUAAGAGAAGCAACAUAAUUUGUAGUAGAUUUGGUCACAGAGAGCUUUACUGAAAUAAUUAACGGAUGCUCCCAGUAAAGUGACUGCUUGAAUGAGGUUUGUCCGCAAAGUAUCUAACCUUGUGCUGUAGCCUCCCACCACUUCAUCUCCUAUCUGCACAAUGCUUAAUUUCCUUCAUUGCCUGUAGUUACUGCCUUUUUUCAGUGCCCUUCUUCUUCCAGCUCGAAUGAGGUUUGUCCGCAAAGUAUCUAACCUUGUGCUGUAGCCUCCCACCACUUCAUCUCCUAUCUGCACAAUGCUUAAUUUCCUUCAUUGCCUGUAGUUACUGCCUUUUUUCAGUGCCCUUCUUCUUCCAGCUCGAAUGAGGUUGGCUGCAAAGUAUCUAACCUUGUGCUGUAGCCUCCCACCACUUCAUCUCCUAUCUGCACAAUGCUUAAUUUCCUUCAUUGCCUGUAGUUACUGCCUUUUUUUCAGUGCCCUUCUUCUUCCAGCUCGAAUGAGGUUUGUCCGCAAAGUAUCUAACCUUGUGCUGUAGCCUCCCACCACUUCAUCUCCUAUCUGCACAAUGCUUAAUUUCCUUCAUUGCCUGUAGUUACUGCCUUUUUUCAGUGCCCUUCUUCUUCCAGCUCGAAUGAGGUUUGUCCGCAAAGUAUCUAACCUUGUGCUGUAGCCUCCCACCACUUCAUCUCCUAUCUGCACAAUGCUUAAUUUCCUUCAUUGCCUGUAGUUACUGCCUUUUUUCAGUGCCCUUCUUCUUCCAGCUCGAAUGAGGUUUGUCCGCAAAGUAUCUAACCUUGUGCUGUAGCCUCCCACCACUUCAUCUCCUAUCUGCACAAUGCUUAAUUUCCUUCAUUGCCUGUAGUUACUGCCUUUUUUCAGUGCCCUUCUUCUUCCAGCUCGAAUGAGGUUGGCUGCAAAGUAUCUAACCUUGUGCUGUAGCCUCCCACCACUUCAUCUCCUAUCUGCACAAUGCUUAAUUUCCUUCAUUGCCUGUAGUUACUGCCUUUUUUCAGUGCCCUUCUUCUUCCAGCUCGAAUGAGGUUUGUCCGCAAAGUAUCUAACCUUGUGCUGUAGCCUCCCACCACUUCAUCUCCUAUCUGCACAAUGCUUAAUUUCCUUCAUUGCCUGUAGUUACUGCCUUUUUUCAGUGCCCUUCUUCUUCCAGCUCGAAUGAGGUUGGCUGCAAAGUAUCUAACCUUGUGCUGUAGUCUUCCACAACCUCUUCUCCUAUCUAAACAUAUUUUAAAAAGUUUAAAAAAUAAUCCAUGUACGCUUUCAUCCAUGUACACCACUCCCAAAUAGAAAGGCUCUUUGGAAGUUAGCUGUCAUAACCCUAAGACUCUGUGACAUCAUGUUGGAUGGCAGUAAAAGGUCUGCUCGGACAAAACUGAGGUUGUACCUUAUUCAGCCCAGGUAACCCACGAUUUGUUACCUGUUAAUUAAGUUUUCUGAAAUGUACAGUAUCUAGUCUUUGUUGUUUUUGUUCAUUACAAUAUUGUUCUCUCUAAUUUUUCACAUACCUUUUGUCAUGUUCAAAUUUUCAGGUAUAAUUUUGUUAACCUAUCGUCCUGUACAAUUAAAGUCUAUAUUGAUUUACCCUGGACUGAAACGCCAUUCUGAAUCCGUGAGAUUAUUUACUUUAGUUACAUUUUGUCCAAACAUUUCUGUGAAGGGCUUUCAGAUCGCGCUAUGUCAUUGUAACGCUCAUCAAGUGAAUACUCUAUUUUUGAAAUUUUCUGCCAUGACAAGAACGCUAAAGCAGUUUUUGCGCCAAAUUCGAUCAUGAUUGAGGUUCCCUCACCAAAAAUCCCACAAUCGGGGAAUGUGCUGCUGGUAACUAGAGCACUGUGCAACAACCACAUUCAAUUCUUUACUUUAGGUCUUCAGAUUGCAUUUUAUUUUUCUUUUACUCUCUCAAAUCUUGUACAUUCCAGAGAACUUUUCAUUAUUUGGAAGAGCAAAUAGGAAUUGUCAAAAUUAUGACUCAAACACUCUACUGUUGUAAACACUAGUUUUGGAUUAGUUUUAAAUUCCUCUGUAGAAUUAUACAAAAACAGUAUAUGAGAUUUUCGGCCUUCUUACAAAUAUUUUAUAUUCAAUUCAAUCCGUUUUGACCGUUUUUAUUGGCAUGAAUACAUUCAAAAUUUUGUUCAGUUGCUCAACAUUGUAGCUUCUAUUAAAUGUAGAGAUUAAUAUUUAUAUAAAAAAAAUUAUGUUUUUUCUGGAAACAUUUUGGAAGGAAACAUGGGCAUGUAUGCAUCACCCUCCUGAUCUAUUACGUUACAACUGCUCUGGGGUACAUUUGAUUCAAACCUAUUUGCUGAUUUCUUAUAAUAAAGUAUUUAUCAAAUAUAGAUAUAUUUUUAUUGUUAUGUACGUUCAUGUUUUCUAAAUACUGUCAUGUAAGCAACACUUAAAUAUAUGUAUUUUUAUUGUUCUUAAAA